AGGCUCCGCCCGUCGCCUUAAGCCCCGCCCUUCCCGCUCGGAUGCGGCGCGCUCGGUGACGUCCCCAGACCGGAGUCCCGACCUCCCUUCCUCGCCGUGUGCUCGCCCUCGGUUCUCCAGCGCAGGCCUCCAGGCUCCGACUCCGGUGGCGGUGCAGGCCUGGUUGGUCUCCAAAGUGACUGAAAAAUGCAGAAGGACAGUGGCCCCCUGGUGCCUUUACAUUAUCUCGGCUUCGGCUAUGCAGCCCUGGUUGCUACCGGUGGGAUUAUUGGCUAUGCAAAAGCAGGUAGUGUGCCAUCCCUGGCUGCUGGACUCUUCUUUGGGAGCCUAGCAGGCCUUGGUGCUUACCAGCUGUCUCAGGAUCCCAGGAACGUGUGGGUUUUCCUAGCUACAUCUGGGACCUUGGCUGGCAUCAUGGGGAUGAGAUUCUACAACUCGGGGAAAUUUAUGCCUGCCGGUUUAAUCGCGGGUGCCAGUUUGCUGAUGGUUGCCAAGCUUGGAAUUAGUGUGCUGAGUUCUCCCCAUCCAUAGUAGCCACACCCCUGCUUGGGCUCAUGAAGAAUUGAAACUCUCCAAACGUCCACAUUUAUAAUGUCUGAAGGAAAAAGUGCAGCAUAUUUACAUAUCCUGACAUUUUACAAAGAUCCCCUGAGCACCCUGAGGUAGAUGAGAUUUCACCCGGGUGCCGGGUGUUGAACCUGAGACCAGCUACUAACCUUCAUGCAGUUUCAUUCUUGUGUGAUGACAUCUCACCUUUCUGUGCUAGUAAACAAGGGGUGCAAUGUUGGGUGUCAGCACACGGGGCCCCAGAGCCACAUGUCCUGCCCAGAAGUGUGUGAAACCUCUUGGUGACAUUUGUGAUGUGGGAUCUUUUGUGUAGGUCUGCUAUGAAAUUAUGUCUCAAUGAAAUACCAGUGAAAAUAAAGUUUGCUAUUAAGAACAA
Messenger RNA from Peromyscus maniculatus bairdii (prairie deer mouse), 943 nucleotides. Its product is annotated as transmembrane protein 14C. The record is from RefSeq and is a predicted model, not a curated record. Gene Ontology annotation, cellular component: mitochondrial membrane. Gene Ontology annotation, biological process: regulation of heme biosynthetic process. Lineage: Eukaryota; Metazoa; Chordata; Mammalia; Rodentia; Cricetidae.